AUGGAAGCAACCUGUUUCCCGGCCGACCUAACUGCCAUCCAUGAGAUUCUAGAGAGGGAGGGAUACAAAGAAGACGAAGGGGUUGCAUCUGAGCUAUCUUUCCAAAUGUGGACAGACCAAAUGCAAGAGACGAUUACCCACAGAAAAAAGGGUGAUGAUGCAUUCCAAGCUGGAGACUUUCAGGCAGCAUUGGACAAUUUUACUGAGUUUAUUGAUACUGGGAUAUUGGUUUCACCGGUUGUUUAUGCCAGACGUAGCUUGUGCUACCUUAUGUCUGACCAACUUGAUGCUGCCCUCCAAGACUUGAAGAUAGUAGAGGGCAUCUUUGAAAAAUGCUCUUAUAAAUGGCCCACGGCACUCUACAUGGAGAAAAUUGCGGUUUCAAUGCUAGACAAUCAGAGUCCUCGUAGCGCAACCGAAAUGUUGAAUGAGGCGUCGCACCUCGAAGAGGAGAGGCGUGGGAAUGAAACUUUCAGCUUUCAGACCAACGAGGGAUUUACAUUCCCAAAAUUGAGCCAAUAG
This is a messenger RNA of Triticum aestivum (bread wheat), 522 nucleotides long. Its product is annotated as serine/threonine-protein kinase BSK1-2-like. Bases 1 to 522 code for a protein of 173 amino acids. Gene Ontology annotation, biological process: brassinosteroid mediated signaling pathway. The transcript is spliced from 3 exons. NCBI's taxonomy places the organism in Eukaryota, Viridiplantae, Streptophyta, Magnoliopsida, Poales, Poaceae. The record is from RefSeq and is a predicted model, not a curated record. Gene Ontology annotation, molecular function: protein binding; protein kinase activity.